Ornithodoros turicata is the source of this 2620-nucleotide messenger RNA. It is a transcript of the gene Gp93, whose product is annotated as endoplasmin-like. The record is from RefSeq and is a predicted model, not a curated record. Lineage: Eukaryota; Metazoa; Arthropoda; Arachnida; Ixodida; Argasidae. Bases 128 to 2500 code for a protein of 790 amino acids. Gene Ontology annotation, molecular function: ATP hydrolysis activity; ATP binding; ATP-dependent protein folding chaperone. Gene Ontology annotation, biological process: protein folding. Gene Ontology annotation, cellular component: perinuclear region of cytoplasm; endoplasmic reticulum. The transcript has 15 exons.
CAGGAUUGAAAAUACAUCCGUAGCCGGCGAGACCGGACGCAUCUGCUGUCAUUCGGUUGCCGGCGUUUUGUUGUGUGGUGGUGUCCGAUAAUUACAGUACGUAGGAUAAGGGACCCAUUUUAUCAGCAUGAAAUCCCUAAUAUUGGGUGCUUUCGUGUGGUGCCUGUUUUUGGGCCUGUCCUAUGCGCAAGAAGAAAAUGCCGAUUCCGGAGCAGCGAAAGUCGCAAGCGACCUCGGCAGCAGUAGAGACGGAUCCAGGACGGAUGAUGAGGUAGCGCAAAGGGAAGAGGAGGCGAUCAAGUUGGACGGACUCAACGUUGCUCAGAUGAAAGAGCUCAGAGAAAAGGCCGAGAAGCAUGCUUUCCAGGCCGAAGUCAGCCGAAUGAUGAAGCUGAUCAUUAACUCGUUGUACAGGAACAAGGAGAUUUUCCUUAGGGAGCUUAUCUCUAAUGCAUCUGAUGCUCUGGACAAGAUUCGUCUGCUUUCACUGACAGACCGAGACGUGCUAAAUGCUAAUGCAGACUUGACAAUUCGUGUGAAGAGUGACAAAGAAAAUGGGUUGUUACACAUCACGGAUACCGGUAUUGGUAUGACUAAGGAAGACCUCGUCAAUAAUCUGGGCACAAUCGCAAAGUCUGGAACUGCAGAAUUCCUGCAGAAAGUGGCAGAAGGGGAUUCUGCUCCGAAGGACCUAAACGACCUCAUUGGCCAGUUUGGUGUUGGCUUUUACUCUGCUUUCCUCGUCGCGGACCGUGUUGUAGUUACCAGCAAGCACAACGACGACAAGCAGCACGUGUGGGAGUCAGACGCAGCACAGUUCAGCGUCGCGGAAGAUCCACGAGGGGACACCCUGGGUCGCGGAACGCAGGUCACUCUUCAGCUGAAGGAAGAGGCACGAGAUUUCCUGGAGCUUGACACCCUCAAGAAGCUUAUUGAGAAAUAUUCUCAGUUCAUCAACUUCAACAUCUACCUGUGGACAUCAAAGACUGAAACUGUAGAGGAACCCAUCGAUGAAGAGAAGACUGAGGAUGAGAAAGCUACACAAGAUAAGACUGAGGAAGAGGAAGAUGCACAGGUUGAGGAAGAGAAGGAAGACAAGCCCAAGACCAAGAAGGUUGAAAAGACUACUUGGGAUUGGGAGCUAAUCAACAGUGCUAAGCCACUGUGGACAAGGAAGCCCGCUGAUAUUAAGGAAGAGGAAUACGAAGAGUUUUAUAAGGCAAUUACGAAGGACACCAACCCACCACUGACAAAGACCCACUUUGUUGCGGAAGGUGAACUGACCUUCAAGUCUCUGCUCUACGUGCCCUCUGUGCAGCCCUCGGAAUCCUUCAACCGCUAUGGUGGUAAAGUCGACCAUAUCAGGCUGUACGUGCGCAGAGUCUUCAUCACUGAAGACUUCCAGGACAUGAUGCCAAGCUAUCUCAACUUCAUCCGCGGUGUGGUUGAUUCGGACGACCUGCCGCUGAACGUGAGCCGAGAGAUGCUCCAGCAGCACAAGCUCCUGAAGGUUAUCAAGAAGAAACUGGUUCGUAAGGCUCUGGACAUGCUGAAGAAGCUUCCUGCAGAUGAGUACAAGCGCUUCUGGAAGGAGUACUCCACAAACAUAAAGCUGGGCAUCAUUGAAGACACCAGCAACCGCACCCGCCUGGCGAAGCUGGUCCGCUUCCACUCCUCCGCCGUCAAGGGGCUGGUGUCCCUCUCGGACUACGUGUCGCGCAUGAAGGACAAGCAGGAGCACAUCUACUACAUUGCCGGCUCCUCGCUCGACGAGGUGAAGAGGUCACCGUUCGUGGAACGUCUGCUCAAAAAGGGCUACGAGAUCCUCUACCUAACGGAACCCGUAGACGAAUACUCCAUCUCAUCCCUGACUGAGUUUGAGGGCAAGAAGUUCCAGAACGUAGCCAAGGAGGGCUUGAAGCUCGAGGAGAGCCAGCAGGCGAAGGAUGCCAAGGACAGGCUGAAUGAAAUGUUCGAACCACUGACGAAGUGGCUUGAAGAGGAUGCCUUCAAGGGCAGGAUCCUCAAGGCCAUGGUGUCUGAGCGUCUGUCAACCUCUCCAUGUGCCCUGGUUGCCAACCAGUUUGGUUGGACCGGCAAUAUGGAGCGACUUGCCCGCAGCAACACUCAUGCCAAAUCUCACGACACAAUGAGAGACUACUACUUAAGCCAGAAAAAGAACAUGGAACUCAAUCCAAGGCAUCCGAUUAUCAAGGAACUGCUUAAGAGAGUAGAGGACGACACGAACGAUCCAGUGGCACGUGAAAUUGCAGAGGUGAUCUACGAGACGGCUACCCUCCGUUCUGGUUUCAUGCUGGAAGACACCUUGGCCUUUGCAAACAGGGUUGACAGGUUGCUACGAAAGACCAUGGGAGUCUCUGAGGAUGCUGCUAUUGAGGAGGAACCAGAGGAGACCCUUGGAGAGCCACUGGAGGAAGUCAAGAAGGAUGAAGGUGGUGAGGAGGAUGACGAGGAAGAGAAAGAACAUGACGAGCUGUGAGAAAGAACAAGUCUAGGAGGUUUAUCAUCUGUCAUCUUCAUCUUGUAUAUUUAUACUGCUUGUUUGGAAGGGAGCAUUUUUUUUCUACUUGCAUGUAAUAAAAACUGUUGUGUUUAUCAA